Molecule: messenger RNA, 1658 nt
Organism: Portunus trituberculatus (swimming crab)
Lineage: Eukaryota; Metazoa; Arthropoda; Malacostraca; Decapoda; Portunidae
Exons: 5
Coding region: 1279-1608 (109 amino acids)
Source: RefSeq, a predicted model, not a curated record
CAGAAGGUAACAAAGCAUCGUCUCACCUCUGGCAGGGAAGGUGUCACUGAAACGGAAAGGUAUAUAGUGUUCCCUCUCCACAUCGACGUACCUAGUGCCUCCCUCGACGUCCACUCGACAUGAAGGCUGUGCUUUUACUCGUCACGGUGACCAUCACUGCAGUCUUCUCCAAGGCCAUUCUCAAAUUCAAUGGAGAUCCCCCAUCAGAGUUAUACGAAUCUCCGUCCUUCUCCUACGGCCACGCGUAUCCAAAUAUCACUUACCAGUCGCAAAGCUGGUUUUCCUAUCCAUACGGACGAAUUCACCUCAUAUCGGCUUACUAUCCCGUCAAAGCCCCGCCCUUGACAACAGCAGAGAAGCCGGACGCCAGAAAUAAAUACCCUUACAAGCAUUAAACCGAGCACAACUUGUAUAGCUUUACGCGAAUGUAAAAAAAUCCCGACAGUCUUGUGCGAGACAUUAGCGCUGCAGGCUUCGAGCAGGUCAUCUACCUUCCUAAAAGUUCUAGUUACCACACCCCGAUUCUUCUUCUCACCUAUCAAUAACCUUGGUGGUGAAUGAGACAUGCUUGGUUACAACUGUCUCAAAUAAAAUUGUGAAAAUCUGAAAGUCACCUUUUCAUGACCAUUUUAUCUUUACAAUACAUAUCGAGAACAAUACAUUGGUUCAUCUGCUUGCAAACUGAAAACUAUUUUUUGCUGGAUGAAACGUGCACUGGAAAGAAGGGAGCAGCUAGCGCGAGAGGUCAGUGACCACCCUGGACCAGUUCAGUGAUGCCUAGCGGCUCUUAGCGACGAGGAGGAACGGUGCAUAAAGCUUUGUAAGGUGCCACUUUGUUUCUGCUUGAAAAACAACGACGAUAGAGAGCUUAGACUUUGGUUUUGAACAUUAAUUCAUGCUACAAACUACGAUUGUUUUUCUAUAAUCCUAUACAGACAGACAAGAAUAGCCUGGUUUUGCAGGAUGCAUGGGACAGUUGCCAAGUGCCCACCACCCUCUCACAUCCCAGGAUCCUGACAAAGAAAUUCAAAUAAAUGUCUGACAAACUUAAUAACAUAUCGUAACCUUAAUACAUAUAGUCUGCCGAAUGAUAAGUAAUAGCAAAGGGUCGUAUUUUCUGACUUCGAUGGUACACUAUGAACAAAUACGAGUAUAACGAUAAUGGCAUCACUUCAGAAAUUCCUCGGUGGCUUCCAGUUCUCAGCUUUCCAGUGACUCAGUAGCAGCCAUUUCAGCCAGAGCCUUACGACCGUCCACUUCUCAAGACACGAGUGAGACAUGACAGCCAAGGGUUCCAGAAGCAUACAAUUGCUAGUGAUGGUGGCGAUGAGUCUGUGCACAGCAGUGAUCGCCGUGCACUUCCCCAUAGGUUACCCCGAGCCAUCCCCAUCAGCCAAGCCACAGCCCCUACAAGUGCAGGGCUCUAGUGAAAGUGGUAGUGACGAGGAUGACUCAGAUGAGGUGACCCUAACGCUGGGCCCAGACGUACACGGAACAUCUCCUCGAUUCCCUGCCGGCAUGUUCCCAGAACUCUUCGAAGAAAGACAACAGCUUGCAUCAGAGAAAAUGAGGAUGAAGCCUUUAUUCUGGUACAGACUCUUCUGGUAAUGGUGCAUGCACGCCAGCUGUUACAAACAAGGUGGAACUGUAUCGACAUA